AUGCUGCAAUUGGUCCACCUUAAAUGUGGUGGAUUCCGGCGUGACUAUGGACUCGAUGACCCAACUGUGGAUAAACAGGCCGCGCAUGGGUCAUGGGUGGCUGGGACUGUCUAUGCACGUGGUCUCAAAGAGGCACCAGGGGCGAUAGAGGGUAAGCGGAUGCGAUUCCGGGGAAUUAGUCUAGAGUGGCAUAAGUUCCUAGGGUUCGAGGCGCCAGUGGCACGUAAACGGCGAUAUAGCCAGAUUGGAAAUGGUGAUGAGGAACAAGCAUGGAAACACCGGCAGGAGUAUAUUACUAUCGCCAUAAGCGAUGACGAAUAG
Molecule: messenger RNA, 321 nt
Organism: Penicillium longicatenatum
Lineage: Eukaryota; Fungi; Ascomycota; Eurotiomycetes; Eurotiales; Aspergillaceae
Exons: 2
Coding region: 1-321 (106 amino acids)
Source: RefSeq, a predicted model, not a curated record